AUGUACAAACCCGCCGCCAAUCUACGUGAAGCCCUGGAGAAGGCUCGCAGACGAAAUCAAAUGUCGCGAACGAAGCAACAAGAGGAUUCGGCGACUUGCGCGGCUGUACAAAGAAACCCAGCGGAACCCAACACGUCUCAUCCAAUCGAGAGUACUAGUUCCCGGUCGUGGUGCCCCUAUUGUGCACGGUUCGGUCGACGGGCCCAACACUGCGGACACAACCCUCCAACGUAUCUGCGUGAUCAGAAAGGCCGGUUGGAAGGCACCCCACUAUCCUUCUUGACUGAUACUGGAGCUUCAUGCUCCUUGGUCAGCGAAUACUUAGUCAAGCCCACCCGUACUGCCGACGCGGGACAAUCGAACGUCACUGCUGUCAACGGUUCCAAAGUGUUCAUCAAGGGUAGAGCACAGCUGAAAGUGAGUCUAUCAAGGUUGUUGCCCUCUGUCUGUGGUAGCCGUAGAGGGACAACCGUAUAA
Echinostoma caproni is the source of this 477-nucleotide messenger RNA. NCBI's taxonomy places the organism in Eukaryota, Metazoa, Platyhelminthes, Trematoda, Plagiorchiida, Echinostomatidae. The record is from the annotation of a GenBank genome assembly.